CGUUGAGGCGACGAGCUGAGUCGCCGCUGUGGAGGAAAUUCAAUUGCGCGCAAUCCAUCGGCGGCGACGGUUGUGUCUCAAAAGAGCCUUCCAACUCCUGACUACUACUGAUCAAAAGAAAUAAAAGUAAAAAGUGACCAAGUUACUGCGGAUCGAGGAAGUUAAAGCCUUGAGCCUCCGGCACGACGAUGGUGUGUUAAACAUUUUUGUGCGCUUGUGUUUGUUUGUCGAUCUCGAAUUCGCAAUAUCAGAACAUCUGUGUUAUUUUAAUUAUAUAAAAGUAUAUAUACAGUUUCAGUUUAAAAAAUAUUCUCACAGCGACUAGUUGUGCGUGCAGGCAAAAAGACAGAGCAUCGCGAGCGAAAGAGAGCGGCGAACAUCGCACUGGCGGAGCGUCGUGUGUUGCGCAGGCAAUCUUAAUUAAUUUAUUUACGUCUAUAUUGAUUUUUUAAAGUAACAGCCACAGCUACAGUUAGCCAUAAUAGCCAGCUAGAAAGCAGAGGCAAGCCCAAGCGCAACGCAGAGCAAAGAGCGCGCGUUUUAAUAGGUAUAAAAAUAAAAAUACACACUAAAACCAACCUGAGGCGAAUCUAAAUUGUAUUUCUCGAGGGCUGGAGGAGGAAUGGAGAACCUGUCGCACUUGUAUCCACCGCAGUUGCCAAAGGGGCGUGGUCGGCCUCGAGCGACAUACGCCCAAACGGGCGAGUUUGAUCUGGGUCUGAUCCGGGAAUACCGAUCGCACCCAGUGCUGUACGAUAGGUCAAACAAGCGGUUCAAGGACAAGCUGUAUGUGGCCCAUAUAUGGGAACAGAUAGCCCACAAACUGGGCUACGAUGCCACCAGUAUAAGGGAACGGAUGACCACGUUAAGGAAUCGAUAUAACAUCGAGAAGCGACGCGUCGAGAAUGGCCUUUCCACACAGUCUUCACAAUGGCCUCUAUUCGAAAGCCUCCAGUUUCUGGGGGAUCACAUACGGCCCAGGCGCAGCUUUAAGAACAUGAGCGUAAAGGAGGAGGAUGAGGAGACCUACGAGGUGGACGAUUGCCGGAGCGACAGCAACGGGCAUAUGAACAGCAUCAAGGACGAACUGGAGGACGACUCCGAGAUCUUCGAUUGCGAGCAGGCACUCCCCGUGACCACAGUGUUAGGGAUUCCCCUGAAUAACUCUGACGAAGCCAACAAGAGCCAGCGCUCGACGAAUGGAGAAAUGCCCAAUGGCAAGGGCUACAAUCACUUUGCGGAAAGCUAUCACCGACGACACCAAAACCAGCCGGAGUACAUCAUCAGUAGUCCAAUUGUUAAUCCCAUGAGGAGCAAUAAGCGUGGAUCACAGCACUUGGACGAUCAUCCGUCGAAACGCCGAGUCGACGACAGUCUGUCGAUAUCCGGAUACUAUCCAACACAACCUCUAGCCCCCUUGCCACCGGCGUACGCCAAAUUCCGGGGAUUUGGCGAGUUCAUGUGCCACUCCCUGUGCGAUAUGCCAGCGGCCACUGCCUUGCGCUUGGUGCAGAAGUUCACCCGCGAAUUGGUCCAGUCCUCGCUUCGCAACGAGGACAGCGGCAGCAAAGAAAAGACGGAUGAGGUCGAUCCGGUAGAUCAGAGCAGCGAGUCGCAGGAGGAGGACGAGUAGAUUUAAGUUACACUUUUAAAUUGAGGGUAGGGAUAUUGGCACGCGUGUCUACAUCUAUGCGUAUAGCAUAAAAGCUGCAUUGAUGACAAAUUCGAUUAAUUCAUUUAUGAUUUAAUUAUACUCUUUUAAGUCUUCUAGCCUCGCAGUAACCGGGGUGGAAGAUCCAAGCAUUUCAUUUAUUAACAUAAUGGAAAAAUACACUUAUUUGCUUUGUUUUAAAGGCAGGGGAACGGGUCGACUAAUCCAAAUUGAUUAAUUUUCAGAUUCGGCAAGAGCAUAAUACUCUAUCUGUAAGAUGCACAUCUGUAAUGGUAUAGAAUCCUAUAAAUCCUACAUAAAGGACCAUACAUAUUUUAAACAAUAAUUCACUUCAUGGUUUCAUUAAGGCGUCAACUGAAAUGCAAAUAUACAUUAUGUAUAUAAGUCUGUGGGAUCAGACGCAAUUAUGACUUCGCCACGAAUGUGAGCGUCUUUCAGUCAGCGUUCCCCUUGCGCAACUCGGACCUCUAUAAGGGCCAUCAUUAUCUUACACAAUAGUAAUCUGCCCCUUUAAGGGGCAUAUACAUAUUUCCAUUUCCCUUGGCAGACUUAAAGCAAACAAAAAGGUCCUUAAGUUUUAUUACUUUCUGUAUGCGAGAACCAACCCUAAAGCUUCUGAAAGCUUCCACCUUCGGCCCUUGAAGCUAAACUUUGAUUACUAUCCCAAGGAAAUAGUUUCACUGAGGAAGAGCUAUUCAAGCCAGUUGAACUGUAGGCCAUGAAUAAUGCAAUGGAUAGCUGACCAUGCUAAUAAACUAUCUACCACCUAAUUUUACGCCCGUCUUAAAGGCCACCCAGAAUCACUGGAGGUGUUUCCACGUAGAUUGCUGAUCGAUGUUGUGGGACGUCCAACGCACCAUCAUUCCCAUCCCGGGAUAUGGCGAGAAAAUAUGUGCCGGGAAAACUGGAACCUGCAGUCGGAAUUGCCGGCACAGCCGAAUGCCUAAUGCCAAAUGAAGUCUGAGUAGGCACAUCUCCAUUUGACCAAACUGGGUGGGGCCUCCAGGCCAUUUCUAUGUGCGUUGCCCCCUUGUUUACUCCUUUUUCUUUAAUAAUGCGUCUAUAUUUCUUAAUUAAAUUACAGCUUCUCGCAUUUGGGAGUGAGUGUGUGUAUGUGUGUGUAAUUACAGUGUUUAUGUGGCACUCGGACAUUCCUGGCUCCUCUCUUCCUUUUCCCAGCUGGAGUUGGCUGACUUGGCGUAUUGAUAAGGCCCAGGCCCACAAAAGGAACGCGAAAGGUGAGUGGUAUGGGGAUUGGGCAGUUUGGAGUUUGGAGCGGAUUGCAUCCGAGAUGUGAGUGCAGUGGUACAUUAAAACGUCACCUGAUGUAGGCCGUGCCCAGUGCUUAUUUGUUGCAUUUUCGAAAUACAAAUUGCACUAGUCCCGGCCUGCAAUGAGUGUCGCAGUCGACGAUCUACACAGUGCAAAAUAAUUUGUAAAAAUAAUUAAAAAUAAUAACUUCAUAGAUUUUUUUAUUAAAUUAGUUUUUGUGUGGGAUCUAAUCACUAAUCUUGCAACAAAUUUAUAAAACGAUCUACAAACAUAUCAAUGUUGAUCGUAUCAGCUCCAAAAUGACGCCCAUUUUUUUCGGUGCUGCGAGCAGCUUGCCAUUAAGCCUAACUUUAACUUAAUGCUAACCACCAUGGCCAUAAUGUGGUGCGGUUGUGCUGCGUUUUGCGUGCUGCUGUUCGUCAAAGUCAGGACCGUGUUGCCGUCUACUCAUCUUGCCAUCUCGAAUGUCUGGCCCUGUAAUUAUAUAAUUUAAUCAAAUUACUUGCAUAUGUUGCC
Molecule: messenger RNA, 3460 nt
Organism: Drosophila melanogaster (fruit fly)
Lineage: Eukaryota; Metazoa; Arthropoda; Insecta; Diptera; Drosophilidae
Gene: jigr1
Product: jing interacting gene regulatory 1
Exons: 6
Coding region: 623-1633 (336 amino acids)
Biological process (GO): regulation of DNA-templated transcription; DNA-templated transcription
Cellular component (GO): nucleus
Molecular function (GO): DNA binding
Source: RefSeq, marked reviewed